GAACAGUUGCUUCCCCUAAGCUUAACUUCUUUCAUUCCACACAACAAACACAUAUCCACAACAGCUUCUUUCUCCCAAAAGAUGAAUAGCGGAGAGGAAAAUAGGAAAGCCAAGAAAGCAAAGGUGAGCGACGACUCAGAGCGUGAGAAGAGCGUGUACCUUGACGACAACGUUUUGUUUGAGGUGCUGAAGCACGUGGACUCGCGGUCGUUGGCUGUGGCUGGCUGCGUGAGCAAGCAGUGGAACAAAACCGCGCAGGACGAGAGGCUGUGGGAGCUGAUAUGCACAAGGCAGUGGGCAAACACCGGGUGCGGGGAGCAACAGCUAAGAUCUGUGGUCCUCGCUCUCGGAGGCUUCCGUCGCCUCUACGCGCUCUACCUCUGGCCACUCUCCAAGCCCCACGCGCCUUCCACCUCUUGGCCCGCAAUCCCGCACGUGCUCAGGUCCAAACCACGUUGGGGCAAAGACGAGGUUCAUCUCUCCCUCUCCCUCCUCUCCAUUCGAUUCUACGAGAAGAUGAAUUCUCGUAAAGCCAAAAACACAUGACUCUCCUAUGUUUUUCUUGUUCUAUUUCCUUUGCUUUGGUUUCUGCAACUUUUUUUUUUAAUUUCGGUUGCCAGAUCUGAAAUUUUAAUUAAGUAUUAACGCAAUUAAGCUAAGCUGGUUGUGUGAUUUGAGAAAUGAAUUAUCAUAUUUAUGGUGUAUUGCUACAGUUUGUAAAACGUUGGAUCGAUUGAUCAAAUUAAAUGACCAUGUGUGGAUGUGUAUGUGUUGUGAUUGAA
Cajanus cajan (pigeon pea) is the source of this 782-nucleotide messenger RNA. Its product is annotated as F-box protein GID2. NCBI's taxonomy places the organism in Eukaryota, Viridiplantae, Streptophyta, Magnoliopsida, Fabales, Fabaceae. The record is from RefSeq and is a predicted model, not a curated record. Gene Ontology annotation, molecular function: protein binding. Gene Ontology annotation, biological process: gibberellic acid mediated signaling pathway; regulation of gibberellic acid mediated signaling pathway. Gene Ontology annotation, cellular component: SCF ubiquitin ligase complex.